Molecule: messenger RNA, 264 nt
Organism: Letharia columbiana
Lineage: Eukaryota; Fungi; Ascomycota; Lecanoromycetes; Lecanorales; Parmeliaceae
Exons: 1
Coding region: 1-264 (87 amino acids)
Source: RefSeq, a predicted model, not a curated record
AUGAAUGUGGAGUUGGUGGGGGAGCGUGUGCCGGGUUUGCCGAGGGAGGGGGAGGUCAGGGGAGAAGGAGAGGGCGUGCCUGUCGUACCGGGUAUGCGUGCUUUGCGGAGAGAAGUGGAGGUGCGGGAAGAUGAAGAAGAAGAAGAAGACGAAGAAGAAGAAGAAGAAACCGACGACGACUGGACGAUUGUCGGGGACGAGGACGGAGCCCGGGAGGUUGUCAAACGGCCUCCGCCCACUUAUGAGGAUGCAACGAGGACGUGA